Molecule: messenger RNA, 1628 nt
Organism: Onthophagus taurus
Lineage: Eukaryota; Metazoa; Arthropoda; Insecta; Coleoptera; Scarabaeidae
Product: cytochrome P450 9e2-like
Molecular function (GO): heme binding; iron ion binding; oxidoreductase activity, acting on paired donors, with incorporation or reduction of molecular oxygen
Source: RefSeq, a predicted model, not a curated record
AAUCUUAAACUUCUUUUAAACAAGAUGCUUACAAUAAUUUUCAUUUUUCUAUUGUUAACAUUAUUGUUUAUAAAAAUCGUUCAAACACAAAAAUAUUGGAGUAGACGAGGAGUUAUCCAUGGCUCUUUAUUGCAAGAUUUCGUUCGAGUUUUUAUUAAAAGAGAAUCAUUUUGCGAAGCUCUUAUUAGAGUUUAUACAACAUUUCCUAAUUCGAGUUUUGUUGGAUUAUCUCAAACUCUUCUCCCCGAUUUAGUUCUUACAAACAUAGAUUUAAUAAAAGAAAUUUGUAUAAAAGAUUUCGAUCAUUUCACUGACCACAGAUGGUUCAUUCCGGAUGGAGUCGAUGAAUUAUGGUCAAAAAAUUUGUUUGCAUUAAAAGGAAUCGAAUGGAAACACAUGAGAACAACGCUAAGCCCGUGUUUUACAUCAAACAAAAUGAAAAUACUUUUUAAUUUAAUCGCUGAAUGUUCUCAAACUCACCUCGAAUUUUAUUCAAAUAAAAUAAGUAACAUAAAAACCGUCGAGUUAAGUGAUAUCUUUACACGUUAUACGACUGAUAUUAUAGCAACGGUCGCUUUUGGUUUAAAAAGUGAUUCAAUUACGAAUAAAAACAAUGAUUUUUAUGUGAUGGGGGAGAAAUCGACUUCUUUUGGAUUUUCAACAAAAAUUUUUAUGUUGUUAUACACGAUAAUGCCUGCAAUUCCGAAAAUGUUGGGUUUAACAUUUUUGAAUAGAAAAGUAAGCGAAAUAUUUAAAAGGACUGUAAAUGAUACUAUUAAACUAAUAGAAGAAAAAGGAAUUUUUCGGCCAGAUAUGAUUCAUAUAUUAUUAGAAGCUCGAAAACAUCGAAUUAAAGAAGAUGAAAAUCAAACGAUAAACGAGAACGAAUUCGCUGUUGUUAACGAAAUGUUAAAAGGGGGUUACAAAAAACCUUUUAUUACCAAUAAUGAUAUUGCAUCUCAAGCUGUAAUAUUUUUCUUUGCCGGUUUUCACACAGUUUCAGUUUUAUUAUGUUUCAUGGCUUACGAACUCGCUUUAAAUCCACAAAUACAAAAGAGAUUACAGCAAGAAAUCGACGAAACUUUAAAUAAAUGUAAAGGAAAAAUAAAUUACGAAUCAUUAAUCGGAAUGAAAUACAUGGACAUGGUUGUAACCGAAACUUUUAGAAAAUGGCCUCCAGUUAUCGGUGUUGAUAGAGCUUGUACAAAAAAAUACACCUUUAAACCUACAAAUAAUAACGAAAAAUCAUUAAAAAUUUAUCCGGGUGAAUUAAUUUGGAUUCCGGUUGGUGCUAUUCAUCGAGAUCCAAAAUUUUACCCAAAUCCCGAUGAAUUCAAACCCGAGAGAUUUAACGAAUACAAUAAAGACAAAAUUAAACCGUACACUUUUUUACCGUUUGGAUUGGGGCCGAGAAAUUGUAUCGGAUCUCGAUUAGCUUUGUUAGAAAUAAAAAUGUUUUUCUUUUUUAUUUUAACUAAAUUUGAAUUUGUUCCAAAUCAAAAAACCGAUAAAAAUUUAAAAUUAAAGAAGUCGUCGUUUAAUUUGCUGGAAGCGAAAGAAAUUUGGGUUGAUUUAAAAUUACGUGAUUUAUAAUAUGUUGUCACAUAAAAUUUUUUGUAAGCACAAAA